Messenger RNA from Lolium perenne, 2343 nucleotides. The record is from RefSeq and is a predicted model, not a curated record. Lineage: Eukaryota; Viridiplantae; Streptophyta; Magnoliopsida; Poales; Poaceae.
AGCGGUGAAAACCUAGAUCGGGAUUGGCCUCUCCACCAAUCCCCGCCUCCUCUCCCCUCCCCAAUCAGACGUUUCUCACUUCCCGCGGGAGCCCGACGGUGGCGGCGGCGGCUGGAAUGAAACGGGCGGACCUCACCGUUCAUCUUCCUGCGCUGAGAAGCAGCGUGGGCGGCUCCACCCCGUGCCUCGCAUCAGGAGGCAUCGCGGACGAGGGCGCCGCCGCUGGUAGAGCGCUAGGAGGCCACAGUUGCCGCCGGUCGUGGACGUCAUCGUGCCAAAAGCAGAAGAGCGCACGAAGGCGGGCGGCGGCGCGGAGAGUGGUGGCGGCGCGCGGCCUCGGCCAUGGAAGAGAUGAAGGAGGCGUGGAGUUGGAUGGAGCGCCGGUCGUCCCCGUCGACCGGUUCAGAUUUGACAUGGAUUUAAGCCUAGAUCUUGGACGGGGCCAUGGCAUCAAUGCAGUGUUGACCAUGGACGUGGUGCGCAUGCGGCAGGAGGAUCACACGGCCAGGGUAGCCGACCUGCUGCCUCUCCCAUGGCCGAGGGAAGCUGCUUUUCUCUCUGCUCCACUUUGUAUUAGAUCGAUGUCCAAAAUUUCUGGAGAGCUCUUCUUGUGUUGUGCAUCACCAUCUAGGAUUAUUUUCUCCCCUUUUGAGUUGUCCCUGUACACCUAUUUACAGAUUUGUGGUGUACCCUGGUUUGAACCAAGAUUGUUUUUUUUUUUGGGUACAGAGGUCACCAUGCUGCAUUGGCAAACAGGUUGGGGAUUUGAUCAUUGCAGCAAGUGCAAGAAGGCUGAGUUCAUCAGCCUGGUAUGGCGCUACCUCUGCGGGAGGCAGAGCAUAUGGAGUGUUGUAAGAUCCAUACCGCACCGAUGAGAUGGUGAUUCUAGACGAAUCCUCUAACUGGUUGAUUAGGUCACACAUAUAGGUCUAAGUUGUGGACAUUGUAGUGUUUGGUGGAACUGGCUGCAAAAAUGUGUCCCCAAAUAUUUUUUGUGGGCUGCAAUGUGGUGAGAUUUUUGUUAUCCGCCGCAUAACGAGCUCCUGCUUUGCAGCAGCACGUGAAUUCUUUUUCGCAGUUGUUGUGAUCAUGAGAUGCAUUAUUUCAGACCCUUACAUGUUUGAAGUUAAAUUUGAUUGAUGCGACAUCAUGCUGUGGAGCCACUACCUUUGAACCUGCAAUUCAAGAGAAAAUCUAAUAUAUUCAUGGAUUACCACAUGUCCACAUGUGCCUUGCAACUAUUUUGUUCAUUUCUCAAAGGAUAAACAAGGUUUACGUAGAAAAGUUAGAUCUCAGCCCAUGGAGAAAGUUUCAAAAAAAAAUAUUGCGUCUGACAUGUUUGUUAUUAUGUCUACGAGAAGUGAUUUUUUUUCUAGCUCCAUGGCGGAUGGCAAUGGCUGCAUCUGGGCGCCCGCACAUCCCCGAUUCCAUGGUCAGUAGCAGCAGUGUCAUCUGCCUGUUCGUCGGUGGGUGCUAGGCAUGAGGACAUUAUUAGUAUAAAUCAAAGUGUUGUAUUAGAGAAAUCAUGUAUAAAUUAGCUCAACCCAAACUAAAUGUACUUGUAGUUUAGUGUUUUAUCUCUUCCAUAACUCUCCUUUCAUGUAUCGAGCAACUAUCAGUCUAUCACUAAGUCUCUUUGCUUACUGGAAGGCUCUAAACCUUAAAGCGUAAAAUUAUGGAAUAACCAAUGCACUUUUUCACAUAGUGAGAUGGUUGACACUUCAGUCUAUAUUUGCUAAAUCUUUACAGGUUUGCAUGUUGUGUUAGCAUGUGAAUAGCAUCUUACUUAAUUGCUUAUCCUCGUCUGCUGAUGAAUUGGUGUUAUUUCGCUGUGGAUAGCUACUACUAUCUAGAGAUUUGCAUAGGCCAAAAUCUAGAACCUACAGGUUGCCAGUUUGAUCUAACCAAUAAAUUGCCAAGAAUUUAUAUCCCUAAAAGGAUGUCCAUUCUGUGCAAGUUUACCUCAAUUAAUUAUUGGUUACCCCUUCGAACUUCAACUUUGCAGUGAUACACCCUAAGUGUUUGAUACAUGGGAUUUUGCUUUCGUUGUGCAGUUUGUCAUGUCGAGGGUGUGGAGCUGGUGGUUGGUGGAACGCCUUGCUGGUAUGUGGCCUUUGUUUUAGAUAUCAGAACUGUACACUGGGUUUGGUAAACUUAUACAAAUAGUUUGCUUAAUAGUAAGUUGAACUUAUACAAACAUGGAAUCAUAUUUCAGUUCGUAUCUCUAUUUUCUCUUCAGUAUUGGGCACUUCUUUAACAUAUGAACGAGACACCGAGAAAGGCUUCCAGCUUGAUUGGGGAAACAAUAGCAUCCACAUUCGUGUGUUGCUAAUUAAUCAUCCU